Molecule: messenger RNA, 2773 nt
Organism: Orbicella faveolata
Lineage: Eukaryota; Metazoa; Cnidaria; Anthozoa; Scleractinia; Merulinidae
Product: trace amine-associated receptor 7d-like
Biological process (GO): cell surface receptor signaling pathway; G protein-coupled receptor signaling pathway
Cellular component (GO): membrane
Molecular function (GO): G protein-coupled receptor activity
Source: RefSeq, a predicted model, not a curated record
ACUCUUCUGAGGCGUAGCAUUGGUCGUUACAAUUAUCUGUUGUCGAAGCCAAGCGUGAAUAUACAUGUAUGGCGGUGACAUGGAAUUGAAUCAAACUUUAGGCUUAUUGAUAAUCGCAUUUUCACCAAGCAAGGAUUUUAAUUUUUUUUUUUUUUUUUUUUUUUUUUUUUGAUUUAUCAUUUCAACAAGCACGGUACAGGCAAAGGAUAGGUGUUGUCACGUCUACAGCGUUAUAUAUGUUCGUCUUCAAUGAGAUCUUCAAUUAGCAGUCAGACACGACCGUUUUAACAAUAAAUGAGUCAGUUUCAGCCUGUAUUGGUGGACGUACUCCCUUGGUGCUGAAGCUAGUUGAAACUGUCAUACAUAAUGCGAAAAACAAAGACUAUAUCGAUCGAUACAAACAAUAAAGCGCAAACAUGUGAUCAGAAUUUAGAGAUCAACGAUCUCGAUCACGGUAGCCACUUGACUAACGAAAACAAAUUCAGAUAAUAUCUUUUGUUUCUGAACGAUACUUAGCGUCAAAAAUCGCAUACGAGCUUCAGUCCGAGCCGCCUAAGACAAGACAAGAUUACAAUUGUAAGAAACUUGAUAUCAUAAGAAACAUUCAGGAAACGAAAUGGACAGCAGAUACCGUGCAUACUCGAAAUCGUUUUAAUCGAUAUACUCUACUGCCCUUACACUGUGUGUUGUCGUCCUAAACAGCCUAAUGUCUGCAUUCUUUUGUAACAAAUUGCGGUUUGACUAAAAAAAAUUAAUUAUCUCCAGCAGAACUCCGGAUGUUGCAUGAUAAUCUGUGAGGAAAAUGCUAACCAAACGGAUAAAUAGUGUACAGUGAGCCAACUGGCAAAAUGCAUUAUCUUCCCUUGUGACCGCACCAUCGAGAUAUCAGAACAGCCGUUCUUUAACUGGAUCCAUUCGAACCGCUCAUGGCGUCACAAGCAAAUUUUCACAGGUGGACUACAACGGAGAAAUCAAUUUUAGCAACGACGCUUGGAAUCAUAAUUAUCUUUGGAGUUUGCGGAAACUUGCUCGUUAUUAUCGCUAUUCUCCGAUUCAAACGACUCCGUCACUCUGUAAACAGCUAUUUGAUAUUAAAUCUGGCGAUAAGUGACUUCCUAACAGCUUUCCUUCUCAUGCCGUACCAUAUGGCUACCGUGCUAGACCUUAGCAUCAUCGCAGACGAUGGAUUACUUUGCAAAGUCGGAGGAAUCUUAUCAUAUCCGUUCUACAUUUCUUCCACUGUAACACUGGUCAUGUUGGCCAUCGAAAGACACAUUGCUGUGAGCGAUCCACUAAGGUACAUAAGUCGUGUCACCGCGAAAACGAUCGCCAUCAUGGUUGCUUACUCUUGGCUUCAGAGCGUCUUGUUCGUCUUACUCUUCGCCUUCUUGGGCAAUAUAGAGUUUUCUACACAAAGUUUAGACUGUGGUGUGGUCUGGGAAGGCACUCCGUUGUGGCUCAGUGUUUUUGCGUUAUUUAUGAUCAUUAUUUUGCCAUUUUUAAUUCUGCUGAUAAUGAGUCUGCGAGUUAUGGUCAUCGCUUUGAGGCAGAAGAGAAGAAUAGACAUCGAAAGAUUUGGUGUUAACCGAACAAACAGAAAAAAGAGCAUAUUUCCAGGUCUCGAGGGCAAGGCUACCGUCGCCAUAUUAGUUGUGAUUUUUGUUUUCCUCAUUCUAUGGAUACCAUUCCUAAUCACUCGUGGACUUAUGGCGGUUACCCAGAUUAGCAUGCCGCCAAUAGUGACCACUCUAGUUGUAUGGAUUUUGCAUUUAAACUCUGUCCUAAACGUCGUCAUCUACACACUGCGCAGGUCUGACUACAGACGAGCAUUUGUGGCCGUCAUGCGCUGUAUAUCGUUAUCAAGAUCACGUGACAUUGAGCGUACUGCGACGUUAGGAACCGAUUUCGAGCUCAGUGUUCGAGGGGUCAAUUCAGAACGCAAAUCUGUGGUGAUAGCAGAUAUAAAGAGCUCUGCUUCUACAAUAGCGGACGUUGGGUAAAGGAACAUACCUACAAUUCUGUGAAGUAUGACCACGGGCUCCUUUCUUGAAAGUCCCGGUAAAUAACGUUAACAGUCACGAAAAGCUGUUUUUUGUUUGCCGCGUUUACGUUCAAGAUCUAGAUAUUAAUAGUUUUGAAAUUGAAACGAUAAAAAUAUCAGAAAACGAAACAGAAUGGACUGGUUUUAGCUAAAACCCGCACCACUAUUCCGUUUUUUCAGUCAAUGCAAAUUAGAAAGAAAUUGUUUUACUUUCCAAGAUUAACACUUUGACACUGUUUAAGCAAGUAGGUCGUUAGAUUAUAAGACGACGACUCUAAGAUGUCUAAUAAAAAAAAAGUGAAUGAACAUUUUACUUCCUGUCAAUGUGCUAUCAAUUUUCUCUCUUGUAAACUCCUCCAGCCUCUUUCGUAGACUCCCUCUUUAAGUUUAAUAUUUAAUUAACCCGAUCCCUUUCUAUUACAUGUACGUCCACUCACUUUGUCUCUUUCACUCUAAUUUCGUGCGGUGAGGUGUAAAAAUCAUCCCGUUAAAGUGAUAGUCUCUCAGCUAGCUUUUUUGAAAUAAUAACCUUUUCUUCCGUUUUUUCCUCAUGUCACCUCAUCCAGGAGAGUGGGCUCGAUACCCCUCCUAACACAGCCGUUGUUAAAAGACGAAGACACACUAUAUGUGAGUUUGUUUAGGGAAGGUGAAAAAGAAAUUGUUAAAGAAAUACUAAAAUGUAGUUUAGUUAACUGCGAAGAUAUUUUCAAAGAUGGCUUUUAAAAAAAUCGA